Messenger RNA from Guyanagaster necrorhizus, 1576 nucleotides. RefSeq names its product heterotrimeric G-protein alpha subunit, GPA3-like protein. Gene Ontology annotation, molecular function: G-protein beta/gamma-subunit complex binding; G protein-coupled receptor binding; GTPase activity. Bases 191 to 1252 code for a protein of 353 amino acids. Gene Ontology annotation, cellular component: heterotrimeric G-protein complex; cytoplasm. The transcript has 8 exons. Lineage: Eukaryota; Fungi; Basidiomycota; Agaricomycetes; Agaricales; Physalacriaceae. The record is from RefSeq and is a predicted model, not a curated record. Gene Ontology annotation, biological process: adenylate cyclase-activating G protein-coupled receptor signaling pathway.
GGGUUGCGUUGUAACACGAUUGACAGCUGUCACAAAAUUGUCACGGAUUUCAACAUAUUGCACGGCAGACUGACGGGGCGAUGAACCAGCCACUUGUCAGCCUAUUUACCUCUCUUACUUGUACCACCACCUCCAUAGUGUCUGCGCCUCCCCUCCCCCCCCAGCAUCUACGCGUCGCCUGGCCGCCAGAAUGGGCAACUGCGUCUCGCAGCCCAAUCAGGACGAGAAGGCCUGUUCCGAUUUGAUCGACAAACAACUCGAGGAUGACGGCAAACGAUUCAAGAAGGAAUGCAAGAUUUUGCUCUUGGGCUCCGGAGAAUCAGGAAAAUCGACCAUUGUCAAGCAGAUGAAGAUCAUCCACCAGGGGGGCUUUACCAUCGAGGAGCGGGAUUCCUACCGUGGGACGAUAUACAAGAACGUUCUUGAUUCAGCACAGGCUAUUGCCCUGAUGAUGCGCAAGAUUGGGAUUCAAUACGCCAACGAGUCGAAUCAGGCCCUCGCAGACAGGAUACUCGACUGUCGGCUAGAACGACGAGACGACGUCCUCUCCCCCGACGUCGCCAACGCCAUACACCUCUUCUGCCAAGACGGAGCGAUCCCGCAGCUCCUGGACGAGCACUCGAGUGACUUUUACCUGAUGGACAGUGCUUUCUACUUCUUCACAGAGGUCCUCCGUAUCGGCGCGCCGGGAUACAGGCCCACGGAGACAGACAUCCUGCGUGCGCGGGCAACGACGACCGCCAUCACCGAAACGAGGUUCACCAUGGGCCAACUGCAGAUACACAUGUUUGACGUGGGCGGCCAGCGCUCGGAGCGCCGCAAGUGGAUACACUGCUUCGAGAGCGUCACGUCCAUUAUCUUUUGCACGGCCAUCAGCGAGUACGACCAGGUCCUGCUGGAGGACAAAAGCCAGAACCGCAUGGCGGAGUCACUAGUGCUCUUCGAGUCCGUCAUCAACUCGCGGUGGUUCCUCCGCACCUCCAUCGUGCUCUUCCUGAACAAGAGUGACGUCUUCAAGAAGAAGAUCCCCAAGAUACCGCUGGAGCGCUACUUUCCCGAGUUUCCUGGCGGGAAGGACAUCAACAAGGCCGCCAAGUAUAUUCUGUGGCGGUUCAUGAAGGCGAAUAGAGCCAGGCUGAGUGUUUAUCCACACUUGACGCAGGCGACCGACACCGCCAACGUCCGACUAGUCUUCGUCGCGGUGAAAGAGACGAUCCUGCAAAACGCACUGAAAGACUCAGGAAUCCUCUAAGCCUGGCCAGCACGGUUUUCUUGAAUUCUCUUUUCUUUUGGGGGUUUUGUCCGGCGCCGAGAGGGGGGGUAUGUGAAUUCUUGGAUUCUUAUUGUGCGGGCUCCACCCGUGGAUGGCGGGCCGACGAUGAGGGUCACGCAGCAUGCCGCAUGUGGACACCGAGCCGAGCCAAGCUAAGCUAAGCCGAGUCAUAGUAGGGCCCUUCGUGGAAGUUCUUGAUGGGCAGGCAGGGGUUUAGUAUAUAUAUCUUAGGCGUAAUUGCUCAUAUUAUAUGCUAACUUAUUUUUGUAUUCACGAUCUGUAACGAUAUAUGUGUAUGGUCUA